This is a messenger RNA of Notolabrus celidotus (New Zealand spotty), 4616 nucleotides long. RefSeq names its product transcription intermediary factor 1-alpha-like. Bases 318 to 3257 code for a protein of 979 amino acids. Lineage: Eukaryota; Metazoa; Chordata; Actinopteri; Labriformes; Labridae. The record is from RefSeq and is a predicted model, not a curated record. The transcript has 18 exons. Gene Ontology annotation, molecular function: zinc ion binding; protein binding.
ACCCCUCUGCAACGAGCGCGAGCGGUGCGAUUUGAGCAACAUCCGCGGCACGCGACUGUGAAACCCCUUCAGACCAUAGACUGUAUAAAUAGAUUUAAACGGAGAGAUUUCAUCUUUUUGGCAACAGUUCCAGUCCUGGAUAUGUCGUCGUUUUACGAAAAGGUUGCAUGUGAGUACAAUUCUAAGCGCGCGCCGUUUGUAACACUGUUUUUAAGAAGGUUGGUGAAGAUGCUCUACUCGGUGCGAGGAUUCUGAGCCUGCUCUGCUCACCUGUUAGGAAAAAUCACGUAAACACUUAGAGGAAUAAAUCCACGGUGAUGGAGCAAAUGGAGGGACGCACGGGUGAACAGGACUCCGCGGAUGCUGCUGCUGUCAUCAUCGUAGAGAAUGAAGCGGAGAGCAUGCAAGUGCACAGUGAGGGAAAGUCCGAUACAACCGAGCAGAAUGACCUGGACACCUGCCCCGUUUGUUGUCUGAACUUUCACAGUCGAGAGCCCAAACUUCUGCCGUGUCUUCACUCCUUCUGCAAGAAAUGUUUGCCUCUACCCUCCAGGAAUUUGGCCAUGACAGAGGCGCCGAACUCACAGGUUGACAGCAGGGCGACCAAACCACUGAAUGUAAUCCGCUGCCCAGUGUGCAGACAGGAGUGUAUGGAGGUAGAUGUGAUGGAGAACGUCUUUGUAAAAGACUGGGUGGAGGCUCCCAGCAGCACAGUGGAGAGGACUGUCCAGCUCUGUAUGACCUGUGAUGACAACACUGAAGCAGCCGGGUUCUGUGUGAACUGUGUCGAGUACCUUUGUGCCACCUGUGUGGAGGCCCACCAGAGAGUCAAGUUCACCAGGGAUCACACCAUCCGGCAGAAAGCAGGAGCAACACAAGAGGUCCCUGGUGGGUCCACUCUGAGGCCGAUGUUCUGCGAUGUCCACAAACAAGAACCACUGAAGCUGUUCUGUGAGACCUGUGACCUGCUAACCUGCCGGGACUGCCAACUGGCCAAACACAAGGACCACAACUACCAGUUCCUUGAAGAUGCUUAUAACAACCACAAACAGCACAUGGAGAGCUUGACCCAGCAGCUGCAGGAGAAAAAGAAACUGAUUGAGGAGGUAUCAAACUCCAUAAACAAUGGACUCCUUCAGGUUGAUCAGAACCGCUCGUCUGUUCAUAAUGAAAUAAAGAAGUCCAUCUGCACUUUGAUUCUGGAGAUAAACAAAAAGGGCAAGAUGCUGCUUAAUCAACUUGAGGCUGUAACAAAGGAUCACGAGAGUGUCUUGCGGAAACAACAAGAGGACAUCAGCUAUCUGUCCAGACACCUGGAUCACGUCAUCAAGUUCACCAAAUGGGCCACAGCCAGGAGCGGGGGCACGGCGCUGUUGUACUGUAAACGCUUGAUUCUGUUUCAGAUUGGAAACCUCCUGCGGGCAAAAUGUAGUACCUCAUUUAUACCACAGAGCACCGCACGCUUCCAGUGUCGAGCUGCCUACUGGGCCUCAAAUGUUGAUCUGGGCUCUUUAGUGAUGGAGAGUGUGCCAGGCCCCCAACUGGGUGGAUGUCAGGGUAUCCCUCACCAUCUUUCCCACCCCGGGCAGGCCCCCUCAGGCUCACCCCAAAGCUUUGCCCCGGGAGCUCCCCAUAACACUCUGGCUCAGCUCCAAAUGCAGGUGGAUAAGCUGAACCCGCAGGUCCACUGGCAGCCCCAACCACCUCCUCCUCCCUGGACGUGGUACCAGAGCGUCCGUCUGCAGAGAACCAUCCCAGGGACCCUACACGGAGGCUCUCCGUCCCACAGUAUACAGCCCCAAACAGGACGCAGGUUUAUGGUGCCUGCCCCCAACCACGUCAGCCCAACUAGCAGCUUACCGAGCCCUGGGUUUACGCCCCAGCCUCUGGGGAUGACGGGAAGCAGCCCCAGUUAUCAACCCAAGCCUGUGGACGUGCUCUCCUCUUCACCUCUGUACAGCCACAUAACACCUGUGCCCAUCAGUGGGGGCGUCAGUUCAUCUCAGUCCAGGCACACGAUUGAGCCUGCAUACCUGAAUAGGACGAAUGAGUCCGGUGGUCCAAUGUGUAUGCUGAAAACAAAUUAUCCUCAGAGCCUGCUGCCUACUCUACCACAUAGAAAUGUGCAAGGACAGCAGUAUUCACCAGGGUACGCUGCUGUAUCCCAGGAGGAGAAACCAGGGUCUGUUUCCUGGAAACCUCCAGAAACACACCAGGCGAGUGGAGCAGUGGGAUCAGCUGCCAAGAGAAGACGAAGGUCCUCAGUAGGGCCAAUCAUAGUCAUAAAAGAUGAGCCGGAUGAUGACAGUAGCUAUGUCCUUCCAAACCAAAGAGCCAGCCUCCCUGAUAGCACAGGUGACCAACCUCAUACCUGUGCCCAAGGCGAGCCGAACAAAAUCCUAACUCCUCUUCAAAGCACUGACGACAAACGUCACCGCCCAAACAGCCUCAGGGACCAGAGUAAGACCAAUGCUCUAAAUCCCAUCCCCUUACUGGGUGGAGAACAGCAGGCAGACCAGCACCAAGCUCCACUGGAAGCCUCUAAUGAAGCUGUGUGUGCUGUGUGCCGGACUGGAGGAGAACUGCUGCGCUGCAAAAAGUGUCUCAAGGAGUUUCACCUUUCGUGCCACGUUCCAGCUCUCCUCAAAUCUCCCAGCGGGGAUUGGCUUUGCUCUCUCUGUCGUGACCUAUUAGUGCCUGGGAUGGAGUAUGGAAGCAAACCUGAAGCCAAAACAGUGAAGACAGAACCUGAUUCUGAAGGAGGAUUGUCCCCUGUGGACAAACUAAAGUGCGAGAAGCUGUUGCUGCUCUUGUUUUGCAGUGACCUGAGCCCAAGCUUUAAAAAACCUGCAUCACCCCCCUCGCUAUGUGCUAAUGACAGGCUGACUAUAAGGGGACCAGUGAAGCUCUGCACUGUGAAAAAACGACUGGAGGCUAAACAGAGUGUGUGCUACCACAGCCCUGCAGAGUUUGUAUUAGACAUCCGGCUUGUCCUUGGGAACUGUACGAGUGAGGAGGCUGACACAGAGGUUUUCAAAGCAGGCGUGAAGCUGAAGGAUCUGUUUGAAGAGCAUUUGAAAACUACCUUCCCUGAUCAGACCUUUCCAGAAAUCAAACUUGAGAUGAGUCCCGCUGCCCCUCCUCACUCUCAGCUCUCAUUCCUUCACAAUGUGUCCCCUCCUGCAAAGCGCCAGCGCACGUGUUCAGACUCCCAGGAUACACUGAGCUGCCCCAGUGGAGAGCAGGGAGUCGUAUGAAGCAACAUUUGUGAUGCAAAUUUACUUUCAAGUGUCAUCAAAGGGUUUUAUAUGUUUGACUAUUAAAUUAUACUGCAAGCAAACUUUGAUAAAAGAUAUACUUGUAAAAGCACCUUCAGUCUCCGGCUGAAUGGUGAAGUUUAGAAUUUGGAUUCAUGCAGAAGUAUGUGCAUGCAGCUCCUUUAUGUGUUUACAGGGUGGAACUAACUGGAAAGUGUGGUUUGUUACCAGUUUGAUUUAUCAGUUUUCUCUUACCAAGUUAUAAGACUUCUCACAGAACACGUCAGGUGACUGACACAGCUAAUUACUGGGUUGUUCAGGUCUGGUGUGUUCUUCCUGCUAAGCUCUGUGUUUGAUAUUGUUUGCUGUCUAUUGAGGAUAAGGAUUUGUUCCAAAGUUAUUUUGGGGCAAGUAAAAUGGUAACAAGCUAUGUGUUAACACCACUAACUGUUUACGAUGUGCCAUUUUUACUCAUUUAAACUCAUUUAAGUGCAAAAGUGCAGAUUUAAUGUUACACAGGUAAAUGUUAAGUUGUGUUUUAAAGCUAGGGUUGGUAGCCACGGAAAACUAGCAUGAAUUUGAAUGUAGCAUUUCCGCGGGACUCCAUCUAACCCCUCCCCCCCUCCCCUCGGAGCUCCUCUAAAACGCCGCCCCCGCUCACAUGCAUGAGUGCCGCUGAUUCAUGACCAUAUGAUGGUGACUGAUUCAAAACCGGUCCUCAGCACGUCGUUUGUGUUUUGCACCACUUCAACUCAUGUCUCACUCAACAGUAAGAAAACACCAAAACAUUACCAUAGUGAAAGUUAGAAACACAAACAAACAUGAAAUGUAUGCACAGGAGGCGGGCAGAACGGCAGGAUGGGAUUUGAUUGGUUUCAUAAAUUGGCUCCUGAUGGCAGGGAUUGGUUGGUGUUUUCCCAGGUUUACUCCGGCUGUAGAUAGCGGCUUUUUUUUCCGCUCUUUUUUAGGAACACAUUAUGUAUUGAUUGUUAUCUGGACAUAAAGAUAAUUUUAACCAGUAUAAUAAAAAGUAUUUCUAAAUCUGACUACCAACCCAAGCUUUAAUGUUUAUUUAAAGAAAACCUGUCAUUGUGAAGAGCUUAGCAUAGACUUUUUUUCAAAGUUAAUUCUGAAACAGUAAUAUCACCAUUUUGAACUUUUGAUUUUUUAAUCUGAGAGCCAGAACCCAGAACCAAAAACCUGCUUGCGUAGGAGGGAAGUUUGAGGUGUUUACAGGGUAGAAUAAAACACAAUUUUGUUCAAUGGAUAUUGAACAUACAGCUCUUUACCUCAUAACUUCAUGUAAGUUUAUGUACAUUGAAAAUUGUUGAAAAAGAAUCAAUAAAAAGCUUCUUAUCA